CCGUCGCUAAGGUCCAGUUAGCCAAGGUGGAGGAUGGGAAAAGAAUGGAGCUGUCCCAGCUCCUCAAUGAGAUCAGGGCAAACUAUGAACAGCUUCUCACCAGAAAUCAGAUAGAGACGGUGCUGUCCACAAGGAUGCAGGUAAUGAUUUCAUUCAGCCAGUCACCUUCGGGAUAAGGAGACAGUCCAUGUCUCCCCGAGUCCUGUCCCGGCCUCUCUGAGCUAGAGGAAGAUAUAACGAAGAGAAUGGACAAGGAUGAGGAGGCUCUGAAGGCAGCUCAGGCCGAACUCAAGGAGGCCCGCCGCCAGUGCCACCACCUCCAGGUGGAAAUAGAGUCUCUCCACGCCGUGGAAAGGGGCCUUGAAAACUCUCUGCAGGCCAGUGAGCAGCAUUACCAGAUGCAACUGCAAGAUCUGGAGUCGGUGGUUGACAGACUAGAGAAGGAGCUGCAGGAAGUGAGGUGUGGCAUCGAGAGGCAGCUUCAGGAGCAUGAGAUGCUUCUCAACACGAAGAUGCGCCUGGAGCAGGAAAUUGCCACCUACCGCCGCCUACUAGAACAGGAAGAGCUCAGAUAUUAUGGUUGUAUCCAAGGAGAGAAAAAAGAAGAAAAACCUACCAGGAGUAAAGUCGGCUUUCUUCUGCCCUCAGCCAUUAUAAAUGAAAUAUCUUUUUCAACGAAAGUCUCACAAAAGUACGAGAGGGAAAACGGGGAGACCACGACCAAACAGGCAGUGUUAAAUGGGAACGUGAAGGAGAGCGCGGAAGCUCGCGGCACCAUUCAGACAGAGAAAGUGGAUGAAGUUAUAAAAGAGUGGGAAGGUUCAUUCUUUAAAGAUAACCCCCGGCUGAGGAAAAAGUCUGUUUCUCUUCGAUUUGAUCUCCACUUAGCAGCCACCGAUGAAGGCUGUUUACAGAGCAGACAGGAUAAUCUGCCAGACAUUGAAGUCAGGCUCAUCAUGAGAAGAUCAUGUAGCAUCCCCUCCAUCAAGCCCCCACCAGCCACCAACUAACCCAGAAUAGUUUCUAUCAGACACUAGGAUGGACCCAGGUUGGCCAUGCCGAUGCCCAGCCCCGAAUGUAAGUUAUUCCAUGUGUAUGGAUGAUGUUAAGAUGCUGUGGGCUGUGGAUCUCCUCAGAGAACACAUAUAAUAAGAGGUAAAGUUGCUAGGCCUCCAAAGACGAGCAUAUUUUUUUGGAACGGGGAGUGCUUAAAAAUAAAUCAGAAAUUCAGUGUGGUUUCUGUUUUAUUUAUCAUCCAAAUAGUCUUUAUCCUGCUGAGUGUUAUCAGAAACUUGAAGGAUAAAGCGACUUGGUUAAGUCUGUGAUUUCCCUCCAUGGCUAAGCAUCCUCAAGAUAAUAAAACAGCUGGUCUGGAUACUCAAAGAGUCACACUGGGUUACUCUCCAUGGUCUCAGGACCACAGAACCUAAAGGGUUUGUCCUUCUAAAAAGACAGCAGGUAGGAACAAACGUGUAAGGAGUGCACUCCGUACUCUUAGGGUUUUUCCUUUUGAGACAAUCAUUUGAACCCUGGGAAUUGAGAAGUGGUCCGUCUGCGAGCAAUUCUGGAUGAAGUAUAGAGCACACCUCAAGGCUAUUUUGAUGAUUAAUAAAAUUGGGGUGUCCUAUCCUGAUUCUUUUAGAAUCAGUAUCUGAUUUGCAGGAGAGUCAUUUCGUUGAAAGAACUGUAAAAGUUGUAUUCUUUUUUUUUUUUUUUUUUUUUUUUUUGGUGUUUUUCAAGACAGGGUUUCUCUGUGGCUUUG
Molecule: messenger RNA, 1762 nt
Organism: Microtus oregoni (creeping vole)
Lineage: Eukaryota; Metazoa; Chordata; Mammalia; Rodentia; Cricetidae
Gene: Krt222
Product: keratin 222
Exons: 6
Coding region: 246-1010 (254 amino acids)
Molecular function (GO): structural molecule activity
Source: RefSeq, a predicted model, not a curated record